This is a messenger RNA of Xylaria bambusicola, 2737 nucleotides long. Its product is annotated as HET domain protein. Lineage: Eukaryota; Fungi; Ascomycota; Sordariomycetes; Xylariales; Xylariaceae. The coding region runs from base 130 to 2436 and encodes 768 amino acids. The transcript is spliced from 2 exons. The record is from RefSeq and is a predicted model, not a curated record.
CCUGCUCAUACUUCACUGUAUUCACAAGUAUGGAACUUAUUCUGAAUAUUGCAACUAAACUCAUACACCAUCGACAACUUUAUUAUGUUCUUUUUCGGCAGCGUCAUUUGAUCAUAUUUAAUCAACACCAUGAGCGAAUUACAAUCAAACGCUUCUGAGAAACGGGGGAGGCAUGGCGAUUCACAAGGUGACGAUUGGGAGCUGCAAGACAAUACUAAAACAAACGCUAUCGAGUCACGAACGACCAUGAAGGCAAGAACUGUGGAACGUGCAUCAUCCAUGCCGCCAACAUCUGGUUCUCCGACUAUGUAUCACUUCAACCCUUUGGCAAAUGGUUAUAUCCGAGUACUUCAACUCAUGCCACAUCCGGAUAAAUCUGCCCCGAUACAAUGUCAACUCAUCGAUCACUCUAUUCUUGACGCAGACCCAGGGGCAGGGCCCCAUCUCUAUGAAGCUAUAUCUUACGUUUGGGGCUCAUCUGAGAAAGCUUACAAAGUCUAUACGGAAAGGGGUUUCAUUCCCAUCACGCAAAAUCUUCACGCGGUCCUGUUACGUCUCCGCGAUUGCACCUUUCCACGAAUCAUCUGGGCUGAUGGUAUUUGCAUCAACCAAAAUGAUUUGGCGGAGCGUGCCUCUCAGGUUCAAAUGAUGGCAAUGGUAUAUGCGAAAGCAACCCGUGUGACUGUCUGGCUUGAGGAACCACAAGGAGGUAGUUGCGAACUCGACGGAGGAACCAUAACCAAUGGCGACCAAGCACUGGAAGCGUUACGCGUUGCUGCACAGAAGCAGCCCACCAAUUCUCGUCAAGUCGAUAAAGUACUCGAUCAAGCAGCCCAGAGAGAAAUUCUCGAAUUUCUGCAGCGCUCAUGGUUCCAGCGAGUCUGGGUACUCCAGGAGAUAUCUGCAGCCCGGCAAAUCCUCGUCAUGACUUGGAGCAACGAAAUUGAGGGUUACGCGUUUUACUUAGGCUUACUAGCCGUUAAUGUCGCCUUGAAGGACUAUAACACGCAACAUCUAGUCCAUUCUCUGACUUAUCUGCUCGAGGACUUGCUCUUCCGACCCAAAUAUGUCAGUCCUCGCAUGAACAGGUUUUCCCUCGAUAUGGCACCUCUCGGUCAACUAAUUGAUCUCUAUUAUACCCGAAAAGCCACCGACCGCCGAGACAAGGUCUAUGCCUUGCUCGGAAUGAGUUCUGACAUUUACAGCCCACAUAGCCUAUCGGUUAACUACACGAUCUCAUGGGGACACCUCUUUCGUCAGCUCGUUCAGUUUGUUUUUGGCCAAGAAACAUUCGUAGACACUUGGGACGAAGAAGAGGUUGCACUGAUCAGGACCAAGGGCUAUAUUGUCGGCAGAGUAACGGGGCAUUCAACUGGAAAUAACAUUGGAUCGAGUGGGAAAACCCUUCUGUCUUUGAGCACUGUGUUCUCAAAACGCCUCAAGAUUUCAAAAUAUUUACCCAAGAACUAUAUUUGGACAGCCCCUGGUCCUAUGUUCUUUGAUUAUUCAUUUAAACCCCUUCCCAGGCCUCUACGCCAGGGGGAUAUUAUUUGUUUCUUGGAAGGAGCAUCCGAGCCAACAAUCAUCCGAAUGUAUAAGGAUUAUUGCGAGCUGAUUACUGUCGCUCUGACGAAUACUGGGGGCGGAAAUUCUACGAUACCAUUCGAUAUGCUACGAGACCGUAUAAUACCUGAGCAAGGCUCUCCUGUGGACCUCCUGCUUCUUUGGGAUUGGAAUGCUCCCUUGAUAGUUCCAGACAACUGCGAGAACUACGAGUUUCUACAGCAUCGAGUAAUUGAUCGCUUAAAUAGUAAGCCCCGAAAUCACUCAGGUGAGGCGGCGAGGCUCCAUAUCACGGGUUUGGUACACUUGGACUUGAAUGAAGAAACGGAUGCGUGUGAAUUGCUUCUAAGAGCAAUCAACUGUUAUGAGAAGGAAUUGGGAAUAGAGCUUCCUGAUGUACUGAAAGCUACAGAUCUUCAUGGUGAAGGUACAGUCCGACGCUUGGCGAUAAUAGGGAGAAUUCUCGGUCACAAAAGUGACGGCCUCAGCAUCACACAAAAUGAUAUCCUUGAGGUCGCGAUGGAGCAUGAUGUAGAGCUGAUGAGAUUACUUCUUCGCCAGAAGGGGAACGAGGUCCAGAUCACUGAAGCGGCUCUCGAAGAAGCAGCUGGAAACAAGCUUUUCGACAUCGAAAUAAUGACCUUCCUUGUUGGAAAAGCUGAGAAAACCAUGAUUAACGAAAGAGUUCUUAUCAAAGCAAUAUGCUCUGGCCGGAGCAUACCAGACCUAGUAGAGCUACUCGCCUUGCUUCUUCGCCGUCAGGGCGAUAAAGCCGCUGUCACAGAGACGGUGCUAAUGGAAGCAGCACGACAAGGAGUGGGCGCAGCAGACAUCAUGACCUGCCUCCUUGCCCAACAGGUCGACAAGCCUUAAUAACAGAUCAAGUUCUCACGGAAGAAGUACAAUAAGGAGAAUAUACGAAGGGGUUAUUAAUCGUGUUGCUGACAGAGGUCCUUGCAGCAGCAACAAAAUAAGGGAGAAACACAGAAGGGUUGAUGAAUCUACUCCUUAGCCAAUGAUUUGGGAAGCUAGUUCUGAUCAGAAGAGAGAGUCCUUGAGUCAACAAUUCGAACGGAAAGAACACACGAAAAACUCAGUCAGCUUAUCAUUCCAUGAGAUUAUAUGAGCGUCAUCCCAGAACAGGCACCCAGGAAAAUAGUGUAUAACAGACCAG